AUGUCAACGCGACGUCUGAGCACUGUCCACGACCUUGCGUCUCUCCGCCUACAUCCCGACGGGACUCGCGUCCAAAACAACAACAAGAACUUGAGGAUUCGCGGAGCCAAAUAUGCAGCGCGGGACAGCAAAGGGAACUGGUUUGCGCGCGACGCGGGUGGGACAGGCAGAGUGAAGCAGCGAUGGGCGAAGCCACGCGACGAGGACGCGAAAGAAGAUAGCUCGACCGGAACAGAUGAGGGUGAGGAUCUGUUACCCACGGCAGCCAAGGGCAAGGGCAAACAGCGGGCAAGUGAAGCGGACGUAGAGGAGCAGCCGCAGGAUGAGAGGGCACGCAAGAGGCGACGGUUCUACGAGGAUGAGUCCUUCAUUGCACCCACGCCGUCGGGUGGCCCUUCAGCUCAGGGUAGCCCAAAGGCGUCUUCGAGUAGACUGUCUGAGCCAGAACCUCUUGCAGAUUGGGCACUCCCCACACCGUCGGCUGAGACAUUGAAAUGUAUGCAUUACUUUGCUUGCAACUACUACACUGCCGUGGGGCAGUUACGCGAUAGUACUAAGGGAGCACGUCGAACGAAGAAGGUUCGGCGGGAACAAAGGCUUCAA
This is a messenger RNA of Fomitopsis serialis, 603 nucleotides long. RefSeq lists its product as uncharacterized. The annotation marks the transcript as partial. The transcript is spliced from 2 exons. NCBI's taxonomy places the organism in Eukaryota, Fungi, Basidiomycota, Agaricomycetes, Polyporales, Fomitopsidaceae. The record is from RefSeq and is a predicted model, not a curated record.